Molecule: messenger RNA, 1571 nt
Organism: Achroia grisella
Lineage: Eukaryota; Metazoa; Arthropoda; Insecta; Lepidoptera; Pyralidae
Gene: Cyp305b1
Product: probable cytochrome P450 305a1
Exons: 8
Coding region: 66-1523 (485 amino acids)
Biological process (GO): xenobiotic metabolic process
Cellular component (GO): intracellular membrane-bounded organelle; cytoplasm
Molecular function (GO): iron ion binding; heme binding; oxidoreductase activity, acting on paired donors, with incorporation or reduction of molecular oxygen, reduced flavin or flavoprotein as one donor, and incorporation of one atom of oxygen
Source: RefSeq, a predicted model, not a curated record
AGCUGGCACGCGGCUGCCCAUGCUUACUCGACUCGUCUGAAUUGUGGUUAACACGCUCUGACAAAAUGUUAACAUUGACCUUUGCUUUAUUAGUGCUUAUUGUUACUGGCUACAUACUGAAAUCCAUAGUGAAGCCGAAGAAAUUCCCUCCAGGUCCAGGCUGGUUUCCUUUCCUUGGUUCAAGCAAUGUGGUACAAAAUAUGUCGAAGAUGUACGGCUCCCAGUGGAAAGGUCUUUCCAUGCUGGCCAAAGAAUAUUCAACACAAGUUCUUGGAUUAAAACUGGGAAGAGAUUUAGUGAUAGUUGUAUACGGUGAGAAGAAUAUACGGCAAGUCUUUACUGAAGCAGAGUUCGAGGGAAGACCGGAUAACUUCUUUUUAAGACUGCGAUGUCUUGGGAAACGAGCAGGUAUAACCUUCACAGACGGGCCAGUAUGGCGGGAGCACAGACAAUUUACCGUGAAACAUUUAAGAAAUGUCGGCUUCGGAAAAACAUUGAUGGAGAAAGAAAUACAAAACGAAAUGUGCAACGUAUUGAGAUAUAUAGAGAAGAAUAAUGAUAAGCCGAUUCAUCCGAAAAACUUGUUGGCGACGGCUGUCAUGAAUGUACUGUGGAAAUAUGUUGCAGGAGAAACUAUAAAGGAAGACCGAUUGAAGACUAUGAUAGAUCUUUUUCACGCGAGAUCAAAAGCAUUCUCGAUGGCUGGUAGCUGGUUGAUGCAAAUGCCUUGGUGUAGAUUCUUUUUCCCCGACCUAAGCGGAUAUUCACUCAUUAACAAAUUGAACCAAGAAAUAUCCGCUAUAAUCGAGGAAGCAAUAAAUAAACAUAAAUGCAAUGGAGUUGAUGGCGAGGAUUUUAUAUAUUCAUUUCUACAGGAAAUGUAUAAAAACAAACAUACAUAUACUGAGGAACAAUUGAAGACGAUCUGCCUUGAUCUGCUCAUAGCAGGAUCCCAGACAACUAGUAAUGUACUUGAAUUUGCUUUAUUAACAGCCUUGAGGAAUCAGUCUAUUCAAGAGAAAAUAUUUGACGAAAUUACAAAUGUAAUAGGGGAUCAGACACCAUGUUGGACUGAUAAUUCCAGACUUAUAUAUACAUCAGCAUUCCUAUUGGAGGUGCAGAGAUAUUAUACCAUAGUACCUAUAGCGGGACCUAGAAGGGUUCUAGAAGACACCGUGGUAGAUGGCUAUAUGAUACCGAAAGAGACAACCGUACUCAUAUCUCUGGGUGAUUUGCACUUCGAUCCAGAAUUAUGGGAGAAUCCAAAGGAGUUCAAGCCGGAGAGGUUCAUAGAUGAGAUGGGGAUAUUAAAGAAUGUGAACCAUUUGUUGCCCUUCGGUUUAGGUCGCAGACGCUGCCCAGGUGACUCAUUGGCAAAGUCAUUUAUUUUCAUUAUGUUUGUGGGUAUACUACAAAAAUAUAAGAUCGUUUGCAGCAAUGGCGUACUUCCAUCAGAUGAUCCAAUUAUUGGUCUUAUAUCGGGACCUAAACCAUUUACAAUCGAUUUUGUAUUGAGAUCAUAACAUUGUUAUGUGAGCGGCAAACUUAUAUGUAGUGUAAUAUGAAGUAUU